AUGGAUAAACGGUACAGCUAUGGGAAGACGCCUCCAGAUGCCAUGAAAAAAGCUGUUGAAAUGGUAAAAGAUGGAUGUUCCCUGCGAAAGGCUGCAGAAAAUAAAGGAGUGGCCCACGAAACGCUUGCACGCUGUGUAAAGAAAUAUAAUGAUUCAUCCCUGGCCAGAAUGAGCCCUAAUUAUGCCGUAAAUGCUAUUUUCACCGCUGAAGAAGAACAGUCUUUGGCGACGUAUGUAAAAAAAUGCUCACAAAUGUUCUAUGAGUUAUCCUUAGACGACGUCAAACGCUUAGCGUACCAAACUGCCAUAACAAAUUCUAAAACGAUUCCAAAAUAUUGGAUAGAACACAAGCAAGCCACUGAUGGUUGGUUAAAGCGAUUUCGCAAACGGAACCCAUCACUUUCAUUCCGGACACCAGAGGGUUGCAUUCUAUCAAGGUCGCCCAACUGCUUUUCGUCUGGAACCCGGAUUUAUAAUCUGGAUGAAACCGGGUUGACAACGGUGCAGGUUUCAGCAAAAAUUCUGGCGGAGAAAGGUACCAGGCAGGUAAAUAAAGUUACAAGUGUCGAAAGAGGAGCUUUGGUAACUUUAUGUUGUAUAAUAAGCGCAACCGGGCAAUUCAUUCCGCCUGUUAUGAUUUUCCCAAGGGUACACUUUAAAGAUCAUAUGCUGAGCGGUGCACCACCGGCCACACUUGGGCUGGCGAAUUCAUCUGGAUGGAUGAAUUCGGAAUGUUUCGUUAAAGUCAUGGAGCAUUUUGUAAACUUCACUUUAAGUUCGAAAGAAAACCCAACUCUGUUAAUAAUGGAUAACCAUGAGAGCCACAUAAAUUUAAACGCCCUUAACAUUGCCAAAGACAAUGGAGUUGUAAUACUAACCUUACCACCGCAUUCCUCCAGCAAAAUGCAGCCCCUAGAUGUUACCGUUUAUAAGCCAUUCAAAACAGCUUAUAACAAUGCAAUUGACAACUUUAUGAUGCAGAAUCCCGAAAAGACUUUUACUAUCUACGACAUUGCUGCUGCAGCCGGGUAUGCAUUUGAAAAAUCAAUGACCCCGUCAAAUAUUGUAGCAGGCUUUCGUAAGACCGGAAUCUAUCCACCAGAUAGAGAGGUAUUCACCGAUGUCGAUUUUAUGUGCAGCGAUGUAACUGACAGGCCACUAACACUUAGCAACCAAACUGAAGAAAUCCACAUAAAUGUCAAUGGUGACCUCUAUAGAGUUUUGUGGGAACUUGUAAAGUCGCUUGUCAACGCCGCCGAUUAUCCCGAAACGAUUGAUCUCUUGCAGGACAGCAUUCGCCAUGUUGGUGCCGAUAAACGUUAA
Eupeodes corollae is the source of this 1323-nucleotide messenger RNA. RefSeq lists its product as uncharacterized. Bases 1 to 1323 code for a protein of 440 amino acids. NCBI's taxonomy places the organism in Eukaryota, Metazoa, Arthropoda, Insecta, Diptera, Syrphidae. The transcript is spliced from 3 exons. The record is from RefSeq and is a predicted model, not a curated record. Gene Ontology annotation, cellular component: nucleus. Gene Ontology annotation, molecular function: DNA binding.